Messenger RNA from Mucor mucedo, 1844 nucleotides. RefSeq names its product beta-lactamase-like protein. Lineage: Eukaryota; Fungi; Mucoromycota; Mucoromycetes; Mucorales; Mucoraceae. The transcript is spliced from 5 exons. Gene Ontology annotation, biological process: interstrand cross-link repair; protection from non-homologous end joining at telomere; double-strand break repair via nonhomologous end joining. The record is from RefSeq and is a predicted model, not a curated record. Bases 435 to 1820 code for a protein of 461 amino acids. Gene Ontology annotation, molecular function: damaged DNA binding; 5'-3' DNA exonuclease activity.
UUUUGACGGAUUUUCCUCCCCAUCGUCCUUUACGUCAUUUCGUUCGCCCUAAGCACAUGUCCUUGUAUCUGGCCAUGAAUAAGCGUAGAAUGUCAGAAACCUAUAGUCAAGGUCAGUUAUGUGAUGUGAUGGUCGCACUAGAAAAGUACCACAUGUUUGGCUUUAAUUAUUCGGAUAUCAAAAUACCCGUUUCCGCUGUCUGGGGUGAUAAAGAUGGUCUUAUUCCCCAAAAGGCCAUUGAAAUCCUUGCCAAUAGUUUACAAGAUGUUCGCUUAAAGAUUUUGGAAAGUGAAGGCCAUGAUUUGGUCUGGAAAGAAGGUGUCAUGGAAUGGGCUAUAAGAGGAAUAGCUGAAAAAUACACUAAACCCAUUUAAAAAUCAUAAUUAUACCCCCCUCUCCUCUCCUCUCAACCAAUAAAACAAUUUUUCUUUUGUAUGAGUACUUUUCAUGGUCGAAUUAAAGAAUACCCUACUCUAUCCAUCGAUCAUUUCAUUACAACAGACACACCAAAGCAUUACAUUUUAAGUCAUGUCCAUAAAGACCACACACGAGGCCUUGAAAAUAUCAACUUCAACCAGAGCAUUUACUGCACUGAACAAACAGCUUUGUUACUUCCACUCUUGGAGAACCGAUCUACGAAACAGUUAAUGUACAAGCAUUUAAAACAAUGCUUGAUUCCUAUACCUUAUCAUCAACCCAUGACUAUUACAGCCGACGCCACCAUUAAGUUCACUUUUCUACCAGCGAACCAUUGUCCAGGCGCAGCACUAAUUUUGGUCGAGGGAAAAAACGGAACUGUAUUAUACACUGGUGAUAUGCGUGCUGAACCUGAUUUUGUCAAGGCCGAAUUAGAUUGUCUACAAUCCUACCGUAUUAAAAACUUGUAUAUGGAUACCACCUGCUGUUAUCCCGAUAAAAGGAACUUCAUAUCAAAGACUCAAUCCAUCAAUAUUUUGGUUAAUUUGAUAAAAUCAUAUCCAGUUACGCAUCACAUGUAUCUAGACUGCUGGACAGUUGGAUACGAAGAAAUGUGGAUCUCCAUCACCGAAAACUUUGGACAAAAAAUACAUGUAUCCCAACAACGUUAUAAUAUGUUUUGUCAUGCCAACUCUCUAUUUGACGAUAUACUGACCACAGAUCCAAAAACUCGGUUUCAUUCGUGUCACUGGGAUCAAGAAUGCUACAUACACGAAGAAUAUACGAUCAGUAUACACCCUAAACCCAACAAAAAUACAAAAGCUUUCCCACAUUCACCAUUGAGACGCCUAUUAAACUCGGAUCUUCCAUGGGAUUGUGAGCCCUUACAAAGGAUGAUUUUGCCUUUUUCAACCCACUCUUCGCUAUCUGAAAUUGUCUUUUUUCAUAAGUUCGUAAAGCCUAGUGAAUUCACCCCUUGUGUGGUCCGUGGUGGAUGGAAAUCAUUGGAUCAAAUGAGACUAUUAUUAUCCCAAGAAGGAUGUACCUUGGAUACAUCACCAUCUUUGGAUGUGGAACCCGUGUUGCACGAUCAACAAGGAUCCUGUCAACUGAGAUCCUCCAUGGAUCAGCAUAGUAGUAAUCCAAGUAGCAUUAAUUACCUUUCAUCAUGUAAUUCUUCAUGUACAACCACCCCAUACGCGCCCAUCAUCCUGUCCAUACCUCCAACUCAAGAUCAUGUUCUUGUCACACCAUCCAUUCGCCAGCAACCAUCUCUCUCAGAAUCAGAGCCCGACAACGAGCCCUUUAUCACAAAAGAGAACACAUACAAGUUACUAAAGUCAAUGAAGCGUCUACAAAAAAAACGAAGGUUAGGGUCCAAAAAUAAUCCAAUUCCCCUGUAAGCAUCCGAGACCAAAAAAAAAAAA